Molecule: messenger RNA, 249 nt
Organism: Peronospora matthiolae
Lineage: Eukaryota; Oomycota; Peronosporomycetes; Peronosporales; Peronosporaceae
Source: the annotation of a GenBank genome assembly
AUGGCGGACACUGCCUCGAAGCAUCGAGCUGAGUUUGCCUUUGCUCAGCUUGAGAACGAGAGAGCUCUGACAUCUCUUCGUGACGAGCUAAGGGUAGCUCGUGGGAUUGUUGAUCGGUCUCGGGAUCAGAUAGCUGCUCUUCAGACCCUUGUUGAUGCCCACCAUCGGGAGCACAAGGCUCUCUGCGAGAUGCUUGAGCGCAAGGGCGUUCUUCAUCGGAAGAAGCAGCGUACUGAUGGUACGGCUUAA